GCCCUUAUCUCCAAAGACCAGAGCUUCCACUCAGCCAGGCAGCCUGGAAAUUGGCCCUCACUGUCCCCUCCCCAUGCCCACCUUUACGGGCCAUGAGAGGGAGGGCAGGCCCAGCUGACUGCUCUGCCCUCUGCGCAGGAGGACCAUGCGGCAAUAGCAGCCAUGCUGCCCUUCUUGCUGGCCACACUGGGCACCACGGCCCUCAACAACAGCAACCCCAAGGACUACUGCUACAGUGCCCGCAUCCGCAGCACGGUCCUGCAGGGCCUGCCCUUUGGGGGUGUCCCCACCGUGCUGGCCCUCGACUUCAUGUGCUUCCUUGCACUGCUGUUUUUAUUCUCAAUCCUCCGGAAGGUGGCCUGGGACUAUGGGCGGCUGGCCUUGGUGACAGAUGCAGACAGGCUUCCGCGGCAUGAGAGGGACCGAGUGGAGCAGGAAUAUGUGGCCUCAGCAAUGCACGGGGACAGUCACGACCGGUAUGAGCGUCUCACUUCUGUCUCCAGCUCCGUGGACUUUGAUCAGAGGGACAAUUUUGAGGGUCCUGGGGGUAGCAGCCCCUGCAGCAACCCCUACAGAAGAUGGCUGGAUGAUGAGAUCCGGGACAAGUGUGGGGGCGACGCCGUGCACUACCUGUCCUUCCAGAGACACAUCAUCGGGCUGCUGGUGGUCGUGGGCGUCUUGUCCGUAGGCAUCGUGCUGCCCGUCAACUUCUCAGGGGACCUGCUGGAGAACAAUGCCUACAGCUUUGGGAGAACCACUAUUGCCAACUUGAAAUCAGGGAACAACCUGCUGUGGCUGCACACCUCCUUCGCCUUCCUGUACCUGCUGCUCACCGUCUAUAGCAUGCGUCGACACACCUCCAAGAUGCGCUACAAAGAGGACGAUCUGGUGAAGCGGACGCUCUUCAUCAAUGGAAUCUCCAAAUAUGCCGAGUCAGAAAAGAUCAAGAAGCAUUUUGAGGAGGCCUACCCCAACUGCACGGUCCUCGAAGCCCGCCCAUGCUACAACGUGGCCCGCCUCAUGUUCCUCGAUGCUGAAAGGAAGAAGGCGGAGCGGGGAAAGCUCUACUUCACCAACCUUCAGAGCAAGGAGAAUGUGCCCACCAUGAUCAACCCCAAGCCCUGCGGCCACCUCUGCUGCUGUGUGGUUCGAGGCUGCGAGCAGGUGGAGGCCAUCGAGUACUACACAAAGCUGGAGCAGAAGCUGAAGGAAGACUACAAGCGGGAGAAGGAGAAGGUGAACGAGAAACCUCUUGGCAUGGCCUUCGUCACCUUCCACAACGAGACCAUCACCGCCAUCAUCCUCAAAGACUUCAACGUGUGUAAGUGCCAGGGCUGCGCCUGCCGUGGGGAGCCCCGUGCCUCAUCCUGCAGCGAGUCUCUCCAUAUCUCCAACUGGACCGUGUCCUAUGCCCCUGACCCCCAGAACAUCUACUGGGAGCACCUCUCCAUCCGGGGCUUCAUCUGGUGGCUGCGCUGCCUGGUCAUCAAUGUUGUCCUCUUCAUCCUCCUCUUCUUCCUCACCACCCCGGCCAUCAUCAUCACCACCAUGGACAAGUUCAACGUUACCAAGCCCGUGGAAUACCUCAACAACCCCAUCAUCACCCAGUUCUUCCCCACCCUGUUGCUGUGGUGCUUCUCCGCCCUGCUCCCCACCAUCGUCUACUACUCGGCCUUUUUCGAAGCCCACUGGACACGCUCUGGGGAGAACAGGACCACCAUGCAUAAGUGCUACACCUUCCUCAUCUUCAUGGUGCUGCUCCUGCCCUCACUGGGACUGAGCAGCCUGGAUCUCUUCUUCCGCUGGCUCUUUGAUAAGAAAUUCUUGGCUGAGGCAGCUAUUCGGUUUGAGUGCGUGUUCCUGCCCGACAACGGCGCCUUCUUCGUGAACUACGUCAUUGCCUCAGCCUUUAUCGGCAACGCGAUGGACCUGCUGCGCAUCCCAGGCCUGCUCAUGUACAUGAUCCGGCUCUGCCUGGCGCGCUCGGCCGCCGAGAGGCGCAACGUGAAGCGGCAUCAGGCCUACGAGUUCCAGUUUGGCGCAGCCUACGCCUGGAUGAUGUGCGUCUUCACGGUGGUCAUGACCUACAGUAUCACCUGCCCCAUCAUCGUGCCCUUCGGGCUGAUGUACAUGCUGCUGAAGCACCUGGUAGACAGGUACAAUCUCUACUAUGCCUACCUGCCGGCCAAGCUGGACAAGAAGAUCCACUCGGGGGCUGUGAACCAGGUGGUGGCCGCACCCAUCCUCUGCCUCUUCUGGCUGCUCUUCUUCUCCACCAUGCGCACGGGGUUUCUCGCCCCCACGUCCAUGUUCACGUUCGUGGUCCUGGUCAUCACCAUCGUCAUCUGUCUCUGCCACGUCUGCUUCGGACACUUCAAAUACCUCAGUGCCCACAACUACAAGAUUGAGCACACGGAGACAGAUACUGUGGACCCCAGAAGCAAUGGGCGGCCCCCCACUGCUGCUGCUGUCCCCAAAUCUGCGAGAUACAUCGCUCAGGUGCUGCAGGACUCAGAGGUGGACGGGGAUGGGGAUGGGGCUCCUGGGAGCUCAGGGGACAAGCCCCCAUCGUCCUCGUCCCAAGAUGAGGAGUUGCUGAUGCCGCCCGAUGGCCUCACGGACACAGACUUCCAGUCUUGCGAGGACAGCCUCAUAGAGAAUGAGAUUCACCAGUAAGGGGAGGGGGGCCCUGGAGGCCACGCCCUGCCCUACCCCACCCCCACCCCCACGGACACUAAAAUGCUAAUAAUUUAUUAGAUCUAAAGCCCCUUCCUCUCCCGUCCCCUGCUUUCAUUAAGGUAUUUAAACCUGGGGAUUUCGCCACCCUCCCCCAUGAUGGAGGGAGGGAGCCCCCCAGCCUCAGUGAGGAGCGCCCCGAGCCGGCCCCGGGGCAAAGUGGGGUGUGGAGGAAGUUCCCCCAGAUCAAUACCCCCCCCAGCUAGUAGUGUGGCCAGGAAAGGGUUAAUGAGAGCCAAGAGGGGUACCUGAUGCCAUGGUUGGAGACCGGGGGGGCAGGCGGAUCAGGGGCUGGCCCCCCCAGUUCUUUCCUCCCUCCAGUUCCCCCUGGGAUCUGGCUCUCCAGGGAAGUGGAACCUCCAGCCCCUCUGGGAUGCAUGAGAGGGGAGGGGAUGCUGAGUGGGAGAAGGAAUCAGGCCCCAAACGGGGGGGUGACCUGGGGGUGGGGGUGGGCAAGGCUGACACUGGAAAAAUGGGGUUUUGCACUGGUUUUUUUUUUUUUCCUUUAAAAUAAAAACGAAGAGAAAAGGUCUGAA
Molecule: messenger RNA, 3272 nt
Organism: Carlito syrichta (Philippine tarsier)
Lineage: Eukaryota; Metazoa; Chordata; Mammalia; Primates; Tarsiidae
Gene: TMEM63B
Product: transmembrane protein 63B
Exons: 23
Coding region: 163-2676 (837 amino acids)
Cellular component (GO): plasma membrane
Molecular function (GO): calcium-activated cation channel activity
Source: RefSeq, a predicted model, not a curated record